AUGUCCAUUCCCCCUGAGGGCAAGAAGUCGAAAUCUGAUGUUGUCAAACGAGUUCCUCAUUCAAAACCACCGUUCACACUUGGCGACAUCAAGAAAGCCAUCCCGCCCCAUUGUUUCCAGCGAUCCGUUCUCCGUUCUUUCUCCUACGUUGUUUAUGACCUAACGAUCGCCUCUCUCUUCUACUAUGUUGCUUCCACUUAUAUCCAGUUCCUCCCUUACCCUCUCUCCUAUUUUGGUUGUGUACUAACCGGUGUUUGGGUUGUUGCCCAUGAAUGUGGUCACCAUGCUUUUAGUGACUACCAGAGGCUAGACGACACCGUUGGCCUAAUCCUACAUUCUUUUCUCCUUGUACCAUACUUCUCGUGGAAAUACAGUCAUCGUCGCCACCACUCGAACACGGGUUCCCUUGAACGGGAUGAAGUUUUCGUACCCAAAGUCAAGUCAGGAAUCCGAUGGUUUUCCAAGUAUCUUAACAAUCUACCAGGUAGAGUUCUCAUACUCGUCUUCCAACUUACUCUAGGCUGGCCUUUAUAUUUAAUGUUCAAUGUCUCGGGGAGACAAUACGACCGUUUUGCAUGCCACUACAACCCCCAUAGUCCCAUUUACUCGGAUCGAGAACGUGCUCAAAUCCUCAUUGCUGAUGCUGGUGUUCUUGCUGUAACUUAUGGGCUUUACCGUCUUGCGGCAGUCAAAGGACUCGCUUGGGUAUUCUGCGUGUAUGGUGGUCCAUUGCUUGUGGUGAAUGGAUUCCUUGUGUUGAUAACAUAUUUACAGCAUACACAUCCGGCCCUGCCUCACUAUGACUCGUCCGAGUGGGAUUGGUUAAGGGGAGCGUUAGCCACAGUAGACAGAGACUGGGGAAUUCUGAACAAGGUAUUCCAUAACAUAACUGAUACUCAUGUAUCACACCAUUUGUUUUCAACCAUGCCACAUUAUCAUGCAAUGGAGGCAACAAAGGCAAUUAAGCCGAUAUUAGGGAAUUACUAUCAAUUCGACGGGACACCAAUUUUUAAGGCCAUGUGGAGAGAAGCGAAGGAAUGUAUUUAUGUUGAACGAGAUGAAGGUGAUCAGAACAAAGGUGUCUUCUGGUACAAUAACAAGCUUUAG
Fraxinus pennsylvanica is the source of this 1107-nucleotide messenger RNA. Lineage: Eukaryota; Viridiplantae; Streptophyta; Magnoliopsida; Lamiales; Oleaceae. The record is from the annotation of a GenBank genome assembly.